UUCAACACGCAAUAAAGACAGGACGAAUAUUCAGGGUUGUUCGAAUACAAGUUUGAUCAUUGUAAAUCGUGACUCAACGCAUGACGCUCUCCUGAUCGCACAAGUUUUGCCAAUUAAUUCACUUUUUAAGGAUAUCGGUCAGCUCUGAUCGGAAUUGGGCCAAUUUGAAAUUAUUUCUGUGUUUCUGGUCUUGAUGACAUAAGAUGUAGACUGCACACAAAUUUGGACGUCUUGCAUGAUAGGAGGAUUCUAGAAAGCCGGCUUAUUUUGUAGCCCAUACAUUUGUGUUGCUGUUGACAAUUUUUGUCUUCUUCUUCUACAAGUCAAUCCCUCUCAGUGCAUCGAUUUUAUCAUGGUAUUAUAUUUAUAUUAGCAUUCAAAUAUGAAGAAGCUGCUCUGCGUACUUUCAAAACUGGAAAUAUUUUAAGCGAAAAUAAUUUGACAGAUUUUGUUAUUAUUUAUGAUCAUUAAUCGAGGAGAAAUUGUGAUAUUGAUACUGCCGUCUGCUUAGUUCAAGGCGACUGGGUUGUCCUAUACUAUUUGGCGUAACAGAAGACUAGAGGACGUCUUUCCAGUAAAGCUACUGUAGCACAGCCAUCUACGCUUCAUACUUUCUUUUGGUAGGCCUGUGGGCUUUUCGUGACUGAAUUUUAAACUUAAAAAUUAUGAAGGAUUUAAGGACAGCACAAGUCUGCUUAUUGCAGACAAUAUUUCUUGGACUCGUUUUGGCGGGAACUGCCCAUUCACAAACCAUUCCUGGGCUUGGAAGCUGGGGUAGGAGUCAGAUCAAUCUAGUCAAUAAUGGAUAUUCAGGGAUCCUAGCAGCCAUAGACCCAACCAUACCGCCAAAUGAUGCACUUAUUCAAACAUUCAAGAAUAUAUUUACCAGUGGUUCAUCGUUUCUCUUCAAUGCAACGAACGGACGAGCUUUCUUUCGAGAUGUUGCCAUCCUCAUCCCAAAGAACUGGCCUCAACUACCCACCCACAAAUUCGCCCCACACACAGCACAGCUCGGUACAGCCAAUCUCUUGGUUAGACCAACGGGGAGUAACCCGGAUAUACCUCCUCAGCCGUUCGUCCGUCAGCCUGGCCGGUGCGGCAAUCCUGGAGAGUAUAUGCAUCUCACAACCGAUUUCUUUACGUCUGAAGACGCAACCCAGUGGGGAGAUCCCGCGAAAGUGAUUGUUCACGAGUGGGGUCAUCUCAGAUGGGGACUCUUUGACGAGUAUCCCUCUCUUCCCACCGACCCUAACUUCUACAUCAACAGCCUCGGCCGACUGCAAGGCAACAAGUGUUCAGAGUCCAUCGUCGGAGUAGCCGUGCCUCCAACAUCUUCCGAUUCUGCUACGCGUGGCGACCUGCAGAGGCGUGGACAAUCAUGGAUCUCAUGCCAAGUACCUGAAGGGGAACUCCCGCCUCACCAGUGCCGCUUCCGGCCCAGCAACAUUGAAAGACAGACUGCUACCGGGUCGAUUAUGUACAGCACCCACAUCCCAUCUAUCAGGAGCUUUUGUCACAGUGAUCCGAACGGUGACCCAUCAUCCCUCCACUCCUCCGAGGCUCCGACGGAACAGAACAGACAAUGCGAAGGUCGAAGUGCGUGGGACAUCAUGCUGAAGUCACCUGAUUUCCUAGGUGGCGCCAACCCUCCGUCCGCCGACAUCGUCGACACGACGCCGACAUUCACGCUGAUUCGUCAGAAGCUGAGGACGGUCAUCGUCAUUGACCAAUCGGCAACCAUGGGUGAUGACGAGGUAUGGCAGGAUGUUGUUCGAAUGACUCAACGCUUCAUCAGCGAGUCUCCGGAGGACAGUCAGGUUGGCAUUGCCUCCUAUUCCAACGCCGGCCGCAAGCCCGUCAUCAGGUCCUAUCUCCAAGACAUGACACCCGAGGGAAAGGCAAACCUCAUGUCGGUCGUCUCCAGGCUUCAGUCACCUCAAACCAGCUCCCAGACCAACCCCUUGCUGGCUCUCCGUCAUGCCUACUAUAAAGUACUACUCAAUAACACUGGGGAAUCAGAAAUGGGAAUCGGAUCAAACAUCCUUCUCUUCAGUGGUUGGCAAGGCAGUUCCACGAGCAUCACCAGAGAAAUCAACAGCUUUCGCGGACAGGGGGUCGAAGUCCAAGCAUCUGAGUAUGGACCACCGUCAUCCGGUCGACAAAGUGUCAACAUCCCGGGUGUUCUGGAGCCGAGUCGGAUAUACGGAUACAUGCCUGGCUCGAAUCCGGUCGAACCACCCGCAAACCCGGUUGAACCACCUGAGCCGGUUUUCCGCGAUCUCUCCAACGAUCCUAGGCUGAUUCAGAUUGUUCGUCGAGACUUUGAAAACGUCAUGCCCCAUCGCAACCUCACAACGCCAGUCUACAUCGAUGGAACAGUCGGUCGGUUAACCACAUUCCGUGUACAAUGGGACCAGAACCCGGUCACGGUGGAGCUUCGCAACCCAAGCGGCCAUGUCUACACACUCAGGUCGACGACUGUGGCCGUUGUCGACACGUCCAGGCAGAAGGCCGACUUCAGGCUUCCUGGUUUGAUUCAGAAAGGAAUCUGGUACGUAAGUAUCAAGAACAUGGAAAUGGAAUACCAAUCGGUCGAACUGGACGUCUACUCGGCCGCUGCCGAUCCUACCCAACUCCCUAUCCGAGCUAGGCCCCUCGUCAUGCAGCAAGAGAUCGACAUCAAUAUCGAACCCGUGCUAGUCCUCCACGGCGAGGUCAAGCAAGGGGAGAUGCCCGUGGUCGGAGCAACCGUCAUCGUCUCCGUCGAUCGUCCAAAUUCAUAUCCGAUCCGGGUCACACUGAGGGAUAGUGGAAUCGGUGCCGAUGUGAGAAAGAAUGAUGGCAUCUAUUCGGCUUACUUUACCGAUUUCACGGAGGAAGGCAACUAUCAGCUGGACAUGAGCGCCGUUGGGGACAACACGGCCUCUAAGCAGAGACAACCCUGGAUGUCCAGUGGAGUUCAGCCUGCUGAUUGGGAUGCCGUAGAGCAGCCGCCAGCCAUCGUAACCAUCGACCCGUUCAUGAGAGCUCCUCCCGAGGCGCAUGUCGAGGUGACAGGUGAUGUGGCAUCGUUGAUGAGAGUAGAUAACUUUCCACCAGCCCGUAUCAGUGAUCUUGAGGUAUUAGGGUUUGAUACCGACGCAGGCACGGCGAGGCUCCGGUGGACAGCCAUGGGAGAUAACUAUGAAACAGGAAUGGCUUCCCAAUACGAGAUCCGAUACAGCGACAAUGCCAACUUGUUAGCUAGUUCCUACUACUCCGGUACCGUCCUCCCACAAGCCCUCGUUCUAGAUGGCAACCUAAUGGUCGCCAAGCUGAGUUUCCAAACUGAGAUUAUGACUGUCCGUCUUCCUCCAAACGCCUGCAAUCCAGUCUGCGGAAUCCGUCUCCUGGCCCUGGAUGAUGUCGGCAACCGGGGCAAACCAUCAAACAUGGUGACGGUAGUCAUAUCUGCAGGGCCGCCGACCACUGGGCAGACGGUCACAACGUUCUAUGAUGUCACGGUCGGAACGGGUGUCGAUGGUGGUUUUGGGGGUGGUAGAGGUGGUGGUGGAGGUGGUAGAGGUGGUGGUGGAGGUAACGGUGCUGGUGGUGGUGGUGGUGGUGGUGGUGGUGGAGCACGGCCCGCUGACCCUCGUAUGCCGACGACAUCGGGACCUUUUGCCUUCACGCCAGGAAUCAUGGACCCAAGUCAACCUGGUUUAUUCCCCACGUCCGGAACCGGCGGCGGUAGUGACGCAAACACGACGAAAGUACCCGGGGCUCCACCACGGGGGCUCAAGCCCCAAAGAAAGAGAAAAUCCACGAUCAUCGCUGCUAUCGCAGUGGUUGUCGUUCUUCUAUUCAUUACUGCUAUUGUGAUAUACUCGGUUAUCAGGCACAGAGUUCUUACAAAGCGAAAUCGAAAUCGAGAUCAGUGGGCGAAUCCAAUGGACGCCGAGGCUGACCCGGAGACAGACAAGCCCAGAAAGAAACGAUCCAAAGGAAAAGUGAACGAUGCAUUAGUACUUGAAGACAUGUAACAUCUAGCUGCCUUUAUGAUGAACGAUUUGAAAAGACAAUUGUUGUUCAGAUAAUAUAUUACAAGUAUAUAAUUGUUAUAUUCUGUCCAAAAGGAUUUAACCGAAGCAGUGGAAGAAAAUGCAUCACUAUCAUAGUUAAACUCCGUCUGCAAAGAAAAUAAUGCAUAGGGAUAACAAUGACACUGGAUACUUGUAUGGUGCUCAUAUCCAGCACGCAAGCUCAAGGGAGUCCAAUAUUACCCCGGCUUUAGCUACGCAACCAAUUCUGGUGUUCACAGCAUUUAGAUAAUUCGUUCCUAUAUGUACCCAUUAUACCUGACUAAAGUGUAUGGGUUAAGAGUGGCAUAUUACAUAAUGAUGUCUCAAAACGUUAUCUUUGUUACGGUUGUACUUCUCUGAUUAUUGAGCCCCUUUAAUUACUCCUCAAGGAUUGCAAUCAAUUGGUAAAGAGUAGUCAUUGUACCAGCUAUCCAAAACUCACUUAGAGUUUGGGGAAGUGGUAACACGAGAAAUUUGUUACCGAACACGAUAUAGUUUUGAUUGUUUUAAUUUUUAAAAAGCAACACUGUUCUUAGAUUUUGUGCAGGAGCGGAUUCAGGCUCGUGCUUCAGCAACCCAUAUAUGUGUCUGUGCCCCUCCCCACACACACCUUAUGCGGAGGGGGGGGGGUUCCGCCUGUGGAUUGG
This is a messenger RNA of Strongylocentrotus purpuratus (purple sea urchin), 4708 nucleotides long. Its product is annotated as calcium-activated chloride channel regulator 1. The record is from RefSeq and is a predicted model, not a curated record. NCBI's taxonomy places the organism in Eukaryota, Metazoa, Echinodermata, Echinoidea, Camarodonta, Strongylocentrotidae. The coding region runs from base 666 to 4022 and encodes 1118 amino acids. The transcript is spliced from 12 exons.